UUUUUGUUAUUGCAGAAGUAUAAACGUUAUCUUUACCUACCCAAAAUCCAGAGGAAGAAGGAAACCAGUGACUUAAAAUGGCAGCCUCACUCUGCAAUUUAUCUCUCUCCUCGCCAGUAAUGCUGAAGAAAUCGAACCCAGUGAGAGUAAAAGUAUCGUCAUUUUCGAAUUCGUCAUUGUUGAGAAGGAGAGAUUAUAGAGGUUUUCAGGUGAAAGCUUUCUUCUUAAAUCCAAUGGAUGAACCCCUUAUUAAAGAAGCUCUUAAGGAACCUGUUGCGUUCAUGGGAGGGAUGUUUGCAGGUCUAUUAAGGCUUGAUUUGAACGAAGAUCCACUUAAAGAAUGGGUUACAAGGACAGUGGAAGCAACAGGGAUGACUGAGGAAGAAAUUGAUUCAGAAGGGUCAAAAUCAGAUGAAGAAGCUCCUCAAGAGAUUGUUAUUGAAUGAUGCUGGCAUCUCUGUGAGUUAUUCGCUUGGAAUGUUAUGUAAAUACAAUAUAUAUAGAUGUAACCCCAGUAAAACCCAUUUGGAUGGGAUGAAUAUUUGUUUUUUGCCAUCAAGAUAUGUAUAAGCUUAGUUUUGUUGCGGUUUUGAGCAUGAAUGUUUGUUCUUAAUACUCUCUUUCCCUUCAUCUCCUUGAUCAACAUCAACAAGAAGCUUCAUGGGUAAA
This is a messenger RNA of Papaver somniferum (opium poppy), 669 nucleotides long. RefSeq names its product UPF0426 protein At1g28150, chloroplastic-like. The transcript has 3 exons. The coding region runs from base 78 to 446 and encodes 122 amino acids. Lineage: Eukaryota; Viridiplantae; Streptophyta; Magnoliopsida; Ranunculales; Papaveraceae. The record is from RefSeq and is a predicted model, not a curated record.